AGUAAAAAAGGCCAGAAUUUUGUUAGCCAAACGGAAAGCCGGACAGUUGGAUUUUGUGCAACUUUUGUUUGGUUUUAUUAUUUAUUUAAGCAAUUUAAUAUUUUGUGCUAUUCCCAUUAGCUUCAAUAACGGCUUUCAAUCGCCUGGGCAUACUUUCUACUAAUUUUCUGCAUAUUUCUGGCCCAAUUUCUUCCCAUUCCUUUCUAACCGCCUCUUCUAAUUGUGCUUUGUUUGUUACACGGUGCACUGCUACUUUUUUCUUCAAAUGGGCCCACAAAUGUUCGAUUACAUUAAGAUCAGGUGAUUGAGGUGGAGUUUCCAACACUUUUGGGCAAUUGUAAAGCAACCACAUACGCGCUACCCAUGAUUUGUGCUUUGGAUCAUUAUCCUGGUAAAACAUAAAGUCUUCAGAUAUUCCCAUUUUCUCAACACUUUCUUUAACUGUUUGCUUUAACAUGUCUAUAUAAUAAAAUUUAUCCAUUAUACCCUUGAUGAAAUGCAGUUUUCCAACCCCUUGAGCCGACAUGCACCCCCAUAGCAUCAAGGAGCCUCCACCAAACUUAACAGUUUUGAUUAAACAUUUCCCCUUAAACGCCUCGUUAUCUUUACGCCAUAUAUAUCGCCGUCCAUCUGAUCCAAACAUGUUAAUUUUUGUUUCAUCUGUGAAGAGAACCUGCAGAAAUGAUCAUCAUAAAUUAAUUUCAACUUAAUUUUCAGAAGUAAAUUAAUUUACCUUGUUCCAAAAUUCAAUAUCUUUGUCUACAUAAGCUUUAGCAAAUUCCAGUCGUAUUUUUCGAUUUUUCUCCGAUAUCAAAGGUUUCUUUCGCGGGGUUCUUGCAUGAAGUUCAUUGCGAUGUAAAUAAUUCCGAACGGUUUGAGCACUUACAUUGAUGUUAUGGACGGCUUGUAACAUUUUUUUAAUAUCCACUGCAGUAGUGAAAGGGUUCUUUUGAAUAGUUCUACGAAUGAAUCUGCCUUCCCUUGCUUGGAUUUUAUACAUGGAAGUGCAAUUUUUUACAGUUUUCUCGACACUUUUAGUAGUUUUAUACUUUUUAAUUAUGUCUUGAACCGUCGACUUACUAAUAUUAGUCAAACUACUUAUUUCCCGAACGCUUUUUCCAUCUUGAUGAUGGGUAAUGAUAAUGUUUCUUUGUAUCAAAGUAGUGUGAGGCAUAAUUAGGAUAAAAAUGGAAUAAUUAUUUGUUUCAAUACGUUGGAAUGCUUGUUACGAGGGCCACGAAUCGACUGAACCAGUAAUAGCACUGUAUUAAGUGUCGAAGCUAGUUUCUGCAACACUUUAGUAGAAGAAAUUACUAAGAAAUCCGACUGUCCGGCUUUCCGUUUGGCUGACAAAAUUCUGGCCGUUUUUACUCUAUUGUUUAUUGUGCCGCUUAGUGACGACUUUUUUACCCGUUUUUUUUACACGAGCUUUGAAAUAAGGUGUGCAAAGCAGAAUUCAUAAGAAAAAAAAACUUUUUUGAUUCCGCAUGUGCAAUAUUAGUUCUCAAAGCUGGACAAAUGCUCAAAUCGCAGGUGUCCGGAUUAGCGAUUGGCCCACUGUACGCUGUCAUUGUGCUGUCAUUCGUUUACAAUUAUAAACAAAACACGUAAAUAAAAAUACGCUGAAGUGAGUAGAAAUUUAAUUUACAAAUUAUUGCACCUUUUGAUAGUUACAAUUUAUUUAAGAGCUGCAAUAUAGUGAAAAAAUUGACAUGGAUGAGCGAUACCGACGAGCGCUAAUAAAUUGGACAGAAGCAUGGGCCAGUGUCGCUCGGCUUCAUAUCCUCCAGCUGCGAAGGCCACGGACGCGCAUUUGGGCUAGGCCGAUGUUGCUGGAACGAAACCAAAAUGCAAGCCAGCUAAUACGUUCCAUUUUGGACGAAGAGCUGGACAAAACCGUCAUUAAUUUUAUGCGGAUGUGCAGAGAAGAUUUUGCGUAUUUGUUGCAGCUAGUAACACCCCGAAUCCGGAAGCAAGAUACGUACAUGCGUGAUGCUAUCACGCCGAAGGAUAGAUUAAUCAUAUCGCUACGUUUUCUGGCUUCUGGCGAUAGCUAUCAAAGCUUGGAAUAUGCUUAUCGGGUUUCUUCACAAUCCAUCUCAUUGUUCGUCCCGGAAGUUUGCGACAGCAUAAUAAUGUUUCUGCGCAAAUAUGUUAAGGUAUUUGAACUUAGUUUCACAUGCAAUGUAGUAUUUGUAUUACAACGAUGUUUAUUUAUAUUACAGCUUCCAUCGACGCGUGAGGAAUGGCUGAAAGUGGCAGAUGAUUUUUACGAGAAAUGGCAGUUCCCUCAUGCUACCGGUGCCAUCGACGGAAAGCAUGUUCCAAUAAAAGCGCCUGCGAAAAGUGAUUCGGAAUAUUUCAAUUACCAACACUUUUUCAGUAUUGUGCUUUUGGGAAUUGUUGAUGCGAACUGCAAUUUCAUGUUUGUUGACGUCGGAUGCAAGGGACGAAUAUCGGACGGAGGGGUUUUACGUACCUCGCGUCUUCAUAACUUGCUAGAAAAUAAUAGAUUACAAAUCCCAGAAGCAGAAAUGCUACGAGGUUCUACUUCCCUUAUGAGAAUCCCGUAUAUGUUACUGGGAGACAAAGCGUUUGCAUUCACCAACAAUUGCAUUCGUCCGUUUGGUGGAAUAACAGACCGCGGAUCCAUCGAACGCAUUUUUAACGAACGCCAUUCGAAAGCACGCCGAACAGUUGAAAUGGCGUUUGGAAUUUUGACUGCGAGGUUUCGAGUGCUGAGAACGCCGAUAGAGUUAAACCUUCAAACUGCCAGCAAAGUUGUACUCACAUGCGUGUACCUGCUUAACUAUAUUCGAAGGAACGUGUCAGGCCAAGCAGCAAGGGAAACGGAGCAUGUACCGAGCGAGCUUAUUGAGUUGCGCGGGAUAACACAUCGCACAACCAACGAGUUCAUGCAAAUUCGUUUGCAUUUGGCAAAUAAAUUUGCUGAUGGCACAAUAUAAAACGCAACGUUGUAGUUCACAGUUCUUUAUUUAAUCCUACUUGUAAUUCGGUAUUGCAAAAUUCAUGAAAAAAAUGCAAAAUUCAUGAAAAAAAAGAAAGAAAAAUACUUAUAGUUAAACUAAAUGCUAACUUAAUCUAAACUUAUAAUUAACUUACAAACUAACUUAUUAUUAAUUUCGUGGAUCGUACCCUUUUUUUCCACGAAUCUCGCGGCAUUCUCCUCCGCAAGCAUGCUCUGUAUUCUCACCAGCAUCGCUUCCUGCCGUAUCGGCGACCAAUCCCGCAUGCUGGCGUAGAGAGGAGCUAAACGGUUUUCCGAUCCCGCCGAUCUCAACUCCAGCGUAGCCUGUGCGACAUUGCCAAGCGCCGCCAUCACUUCCUGGUUGUACUGUAAAUUGGUUUUAUUUCUCUACGUCUAUUUCCACGGAAACGUUUUUAGCUGCGGAUACUCCACAGCGGACCCUUCCUCCUUCGGCAGAUCUGGAACGGAAUUUUGUUCUUCAGGGUGGAAUUUUUUCUUGUGCCGGUCCAGCCCGGUUGAGUAUACGAAUUUGCGCUUGCAGUAAUCGCAACUAAUAUUUUUCGCUUCUACGUUUUUGCAUUCUUACUGUUCUGGCUGUUGCAGAACAUUUUGCCAUUAUUGAGUAUUUUGCGCGAGAGUUUGUGUCAAGACAUCAAUUCCAUUUUUUUUUCUUCUUUUCAACCAUCGUGCACUGCCGGUUUGCUAGCGAAAUCAUAUAUGAAGAAUGGUUUGAAAAAAAAAACGGUCGGAAAUAUGAAUCCUUAGAAUUUAAAUGAUUUCUUACCUUUGUUUUUUGUGGCGUUACAAAUUACAAGUACGCUUUUCUGUGACUAAGCACGCUGGGCUUUGCAGACACGACUGGCACUUGUGACUCGUACGCUACGAAUGAUUUUGGGCUGGCCAAGUUUAGUGUCAGCAAAGCACCGGGGGAAAAAAUCUAUGGUCACUACGAUUGUCAGGUUGACUCGACCCUUGUCUGUUUUCGCGCCUCACUUUACCUGGUUUGAUUGUUGUUUAGCAAGAGCGAGAAAGCAUGAAAGUUGAUUUGGCUAGUUGGUAUUUGGUACCUGUUUCGAUAUGAAGCAUCAAUCGUUUACAAUUUAAAGAUGAAAAAUUUUAAACAUCUGUUCAACACAAGACAAACAGGCACCGGCAUAUGAAAAGGAAGACUCGGUUGGGAACCACUGUACGCCUACUACGAUUGUUUGGUUUCUAUUGAAAAAUGUAUUAUUUCCUGAUCUUUCUUGCAAACGGUUUACAGUCAUCUGUGGUUGCAAUGUUUACUAUAUUUUGUCUGCAUCACAUGAACGAUAUUUUGCAUCGAAUUGUAUGAUUUAUUUCGAUUUAUAGAUCAAGGACUUUUGAUAUAUUGACCAAAGCAACUUGUUUAAAGUAGGCAUAUAAUUUUUAUGAUAAUGAUUGUUUUCAUGUAAUGAAGAAAUUUGUUACGCUGCUAUAUUAUCACUAAAAUUAUCAAACUAACUAACAUAUACAAUAAAAAAAUCAUGAAGCUAACUAACAUAUACUGUUGCAGACGCAACGCCCGACCGAACAGAAAAAACACCGGCUUUUUCAACUUUAACAAUUUUUAUUUUGUACGCUUAAAAUUUGUCCGCUUGGUUGGCCGGUCGGGAUCAAAAAGACCCUCUCCAUUCGGUCACGGAUCGUCCUCUCGAUCCCACGUCACCGUUCGGAUCCCACUCGGUGACAUCUACACCGGCGUUCUCUACCGGACGGUAGCUCCACUUCGCGGCUCCUUUCGUAGGUCCUUCCUCGAUCGCGCCGUCACUAAGUGACAUAUACAGUAAAACAUUCAUGAAACUAUGAACUAAAUAAUAAAAAUAACUAUAACUAAUGUUAAAAAUAAGAAAUUAAUUUAUCUAAUUAUUUUUUUGGCCGGUUCCGGCACACGCUUUUGACAACACCUUCGGCCUUGAGGCGACUGUUGGCAUUUUUUUAUUUCGUUUUAAAAAAUAGUUCAACUAUUAAUUUAUUUGGGGCUGUCCCAUCUGCGCACCCAGCAAUAUAAAAAAAAAUUAUUAUAUUUUUAUUUUUGUUAAACCGGAUUUUUUCAGCGGUCUCCCCAGUCCCGACCAGCUGCGCGUUGUGAGGAAUUCUGCACAAAAUAGCAGAUACAAAGUGUCGUGCAUAAUUUGUUUUGCACUAGAGGAUGCCACAAUAUCGCGCGUCCACACCUGCAGCUCAUGAAAGUUUUUCGGAUCUGCGAGGUCGGCUUCCAGGGCGUCUAACUCUAGUGUUCGGUGGCAACCUUUUCCAACACAAACGUUGGCCGUGCUGGGUGGAAUGCCGUUCGCAUGACCGUUCCAGUGUUCAGGCCAGAACAAGUUGGCCGUAAAUUUUCGGUUAGGACGUCGACGCGGUUCUGCAGCCCAAUAACCGCUUUGGUCAAUUUAUAUGUUUGCCGGUGGUUGUUGAUUAGCGCCGUGCUAAUUCCGGCUUCGCCGAUAUCUUGGCUAACUUGAUCGUUUUCCAUAUCUUCUGAAAUUCUGACAUUAAUCUUUUUCAAGAGCCAUUCGUAAUUACCGUAAUAGUUUAAAAUUUGUUCACUUUUGCCACGAUCACGAUCCGCACGAUAUCGCUGAAUAAAUGUAAUGUUUUGACAAAUACAGUUGCCAAAAUUGAACACGGCGAUAUACAUGUUUUGUUAUUAAUUUCGUGGAAAGAAAUCGACGUUGGCGUAGGUGUGGGUAUAUAAACGAAAACGCGGGGAAGGGUAAGAGGUUGACUAUACGUCACAGGGAAGAAUAUAGAAGCAUAUCAUAAAAAGAGAUAGCAAUACAAGCAAGUGGAACCCGCGAGAGCGACUCCCAAAUCACUCAAAAGAGGCUGAAACGUUGACUGCCUUUCAGCCUUGUUUCACCCUCGCGGGUAACUCAGUUUUGUAUGGGAUAUUGCUCGCAGGGUUUCAGCCUUGUUUCAGCCUCGCGCGUAACUCAGUUUUGAAUGGAAUAUUGCCCGCAGGGUAAAGUAUCCGCGAUACUUUAUACCCCUCUGGUUUAGGUGCUGCUGUGUCAUACGACAGCUUGUUGUCUUACCAAAUGUUUUUUGCAAACUUUUUCUUCUUCUCGCAUUCGAUCUGACUUCGCGCGUAAUUCUAACACAGCUUGGAUUCAACCAAUCCAGAAUGUGCAUUUGAUAUAAUUAUAUUAUAUGUGUGUUAUAGUGGAAACCCUCACACCGUGUUCCACCAACAAUUUUUGUUGGAGUGAUUUUAGCGUCACCGUACAGUCGUCGUUGAUCCAGCCUUGAACAUCGCUUAAGGCUUGCUGCGACAAUAUUUUCUGCCUGUUGCCACCACGUUUCUUGACUUCGACCUGAAAUGCUGUUUGGUAUUUUUUGACAAUACAAUGAUUUAUAUUCAGCAUUUGGCUAAUGGCAGCAUGAGUUGCUCCAUUUUCAUACGCCGUUACCACGCGCUCUAUAUCUUCGUUGCUCGCAGUCGAGGUACUUGCAACUGCCCCGUUUGCACUUUGAGCUAGUUCAGAGCUUUGGCUAGAGCUCAUGUUUGCUGAAAUGAAAAAUUGACGAUUUGAUUUAGAAAUCAGUUGAUGGAAUAUAUUGUAAAAGUUAGUAGGAGAAUAAAAUUGAACGCGAAUAAAAAAAAGUAUAACAGGGUUUUUUUUGGCGUGAUUAUCCUGGUGUUCGACAGCUCGCGACGCAUAUACAAAUUAUAAUAGUGUUUUAUUCAAGCUUACAAACGAGACUGACCUACGCGUCUAGUACUGUAGCCAGACGGGACGCGUGGCAGUUUUACUUACUACUACCUAUACAUUUAAUAGUUUCGAGAGAUACGUUGUAUCUCACGAAUAUUUUAAUAAUUUCUAUUAAGUCUAAUCUUACGUAUACUAACUUAACUUACAUCGAUCAUUUCAUAUUGCUACCUAACUUACAUAUCUUUCGGCUCGUUCGGGAUCACUCAUCAGUCCGGGGGUUACAUUAAGACUAAUUAAAAAUUAUUUCUGGUACACUAUUUUAAUAGCUGACUUGUAAUAUAUGCACCAACACUAACUUCAACUGUACUCUACAUUCCUCUCUUUUCUAAGCACAUUUCGCGUGUAGACGCAUAGACGCAAACACUUAAUUUUCCAUUUUUCGGAUAUUACGCUUACUUUAUCUCACCACACUGACACCUGCGCACACUUGGUAUUUAAUGCACACGCAAAAUUUACUAAUGUUCAAUGUCGCACAUGAGGAUUAUCUUUUUUUUAAAUGAUUUACACGCACACAUUUUAUAAUGCUCACUUACCUUACAUUUUCGGGUCGUACCUUAUUAUUUGCUGUUGCUAUCGCUUUGCCGUUGAUUUCACUGCCGCUGGCCUACUAGCCAGCCUGUAUGUCUCUCGGUUUAGGGUUUCUCUCUAUACUAUUGUCGUCGCUGCUAGUGUUGUUGCCGCUGAUGAUUCCAUCCUGCUACCACAUGGCUUAGUUUGUGGCGUUAGGUUGUCUUAAGCGCGAUGGCCGACACGAUUUUUCACUGGCGUCUUUGCAAUGGCGCACAUGACUCCUCGUCGUGUCGUCUGCGAUUGCGGAUUCACGGUGACUCACUAGCGAUGGCGGAAUCACAGUGAUCGCUUUGAUCACGGUGAAAAGUAGCACGAACUUCACCACGGUAAGUUAUCGGAGUCAUGUUUACAGUGUUGCCCCUGAGGAUUUUAUCACGUUCUCCGAACACGCUUGCACACUUAGCUGCUAAAGUUUUCAUUUUGGUAUUUCGCUUUCUGACUGUGCUAUUGGUAAGCCUUGCUAAUUUUACUAUAUACUAUUUUACUAUUCGCCUUUAAGCUCCUUCACAUUAUGUGAGAACGAAAAUAAAUGUAAUGUUUUGUUCUUUGACUUAAUCAACAAACGAACAACUAACUUACUGCAAUUUAAAAACAAAUAAUCUGUGAACUAAGCUCACUAAAGAAGACGUGUUUUCGAGUGGCUCUCCAUGAACUUUUUCCAUAUAUUUUACGAAACAUACAGCUAGUUCGUAUUGCAGAGUUAGCUACGCCUGAAUCACAUUCUUAGUAGUGAUGGAUAAAUUAUAAAUUUUGCCGGAGUCGG
This is a messenger RNA of Anopheles funestus (African malaria mosquito), 8056 nucleotides long. Its product is annotated as putative nuclease HARBI1. The coding region runs from base 1713 to 2966 and encodes 417 amino acids. NCBI's taxonomy places the organism in Eukaryota, Metazoa, Arthropoda, Insecta, Diptera, Culicidae. The record is from RefSeq and is a predicted model, not a curated record. The transcript is spliced from 3 exons.